GGAGGUAGGGAGAGGGCAGGUGAGAGUGAGGGAUAGUCAGUGACCAGGCUCCACUUCGCCAUGGGUGUCUCUGCACUGAGCCCCACCAGAUUCCUGGGCAACAUCUCUGGAUUCAUCCAAGUGGCCUUCCUGCUCUGCCUGCUUCUGUUGCUAUUCAAGGCAGCUCAGUUCUACCUGCACAGACGGUGGCUGCUCAAAGCUUUCCAGCAGUUUCCUUCUCCACCUUCUCACUGGCUCUUUGGGCAUUACAGGGAGUUUCAAAAUGACCAGGAGCUACAGCAGGUGCUGAAGUGGGUAGAGACUUUCCCAAGUGCCUGUCCUCGCUGGCUGUGGGGGAGUAAAGCUCACUUUACUAUCUAUGACCCGGACUACAUGAAAGUGAUUCUGGGGAGAUCAGAUCCAAAGGCUAAUGAUGUCUACAGAUUUCUGGCUCCCUGGAUUGGGUAUGGUUUGCUUCUAUUGGACGGGCAGGCGUGGUUUCAGCACAGACGGAUGCUAACCCCAGCCUUUCAUUAUGACAUCCUGAAGCCCUAUGUAAAGAUCACAGCUGACUCCGUCCAAGUGAUGUUGGACAAAUUGGAGAAGCUUGCUGACCAAGACACUUCUCUGGAGAUCUUCAAACAUGUCUCCUUGAUGACUCUGGACACCAUCAUGAAGUGUGCCUUUAGUCACCAGGGCAAUGUCCAGUUGGAUGAAAAUUCUCAGUCCUAUAUCCAGGCCAUUGGAGACCUGAACAAACUAUUUCUGUCCCGUGUGAAGAAUCUCUUUCACCAGAAUGACAUCAUCUACAAUCUAUCCUCUAAUGGCCGCUGGGCCAAGCGUGCUUACCAACUCGCCCAUGAGCACACAGACCGAGUGAUCAAGCUGAGGAAGGAUCAGCUGCAGGACCAGGGAGAGUUGGAGAAGAUCAGAAAGAAGAGGCGCUUGGAUUUCCUGGACAUCCUCCUAUUUGCCAGAAUAGAGAAUGAAAGCAGCUUAUCUGACAAGGACCUGCGUGCUGAGGUGGACACCUUCAUGUUCGAGGGCCAUGACACCACAGCCAGUGGGAUCUCCUGGACCCUCCAUGCUCUGGCCACUCACCCUGAGCACCAGCAGAGAUGCAGGGAGGAAGUCCAGGGCCUCCUUGGAGAUGGAACCCCCAUCAGCUGGGACCACUUGGACAAGAUGCCCUACACUACCAUGUGCAUCAAAGAAGCCCUCAGGAUCUACCCACCUGUUCCAGGUGUAGUCAGAGAACUCAGCAAACCUGUCAUCUUCCCUGAUGGACGCUCCUUACCCAAAGGAAUUCCAGUCACACUCUCCAUUUAUGCCCUUCAUCACAACCCAAGAGUAUGGCCAAACCCAGAGGUGUUUGACCCUUCCCGGUUUUCACCAGCUGCUGCCCAACAUAGCCAUGCUUUCCUUCCCUUCUCAGGAGGAUCAAGGAACUGCAUUGGGAAACAAUUUGCCAUGAAUGAGCUAAAGGUGGUGGUGGCCCUAACGCUCCUUCGCUUUGAGUUGCUGCCAGAUCCCACCAAGAUACCUGUCCCCAUAGCACAACUUGUAUUGAAAUCCAAGAAUGGGAUCCACCUGCACCUCAGGAAAAUACAGUAGUCCUGUUGUAGAGCUCAGAAGUCGAAAUGGCUGUGCCACUGGGAGACGACCAAGGUGCUAUGUGGCCAGCCUUCUCUACAGAGUCUUGGAGAGAAUCUUCCCUUGCUUUUUCACUGCAGAUCAGCCUCCCUGCCUUCCCUGGAACUGGCACCUUCUUCCUGCCUUAAACCUAGCAUCUUUUUCAGAUCUCUCUCUCUAUCGCUCUCUCUCGCUCUCUCGCUUUCUUGUCAUUUUCUUCUCUUUUAAAAAAUGUGUCACUGUGAUUUUUGUUGAAUUUUUAAUUCAAAUUAAAAUAAAAGCGGUAGAGCUGGAGAGAUUGCUCAGCGGUUAAGGUGCUUGCCUGCAAAGCCUAAAGACCCAGGUUCAAUCUCUCUCCAGAACCCAAGUAAUCCAGACUCACAAAGAUGACACAAAUACAGAGUCGCAUAUGUGUACUAGGUGACACAAGCAUCUGGAGUUUGAUUGCAGUGGCUGAAGCCCUGGAGCACCAAUCCCCUCUCUCUCUCUCUCUCUCUCUCUCUCUCUUUCUCUC
This is a messenger RNA of Jaculus jaculus (lesser Egyptian jerboa), 2125 nucleotides long. Its product is annotated as cytochrome P450 4A10. Bases 61 to 1593 code for a protein of 510 amino acids. The record is from RefSeq and is a predicted model, not a curated record. Gene Ontology annotation, molecular function: heme binding; alkane 1-monooxygenase activity; iron ion binding. The transcript is spliced from 13 exons. Gene Ontology annotation, biological process: arachidonate metabolic process; linoleic acid metabolic process; kidney development. Lineage: Eukaryota; Metazoa; Chordata; Mammalia; Rodentia; Dipodidae. Gene Ontology annotation, cellular component: intracellular membrane-bounded organelle.